Molecule: messenger RNA, 582 nt
Organism: Emys orbicularis (European pond turtle)
Lineage: Eukaryota; Metazoa; Chordata; Testudines; Emydidae
Gene: NCALD
Product: neurocalcin delta
Exons: 3
Coding region: 1-582 (193 amino acids)
Biological process (GO): calcium-mediated signaling
Molecular function (GO): tubulin binding; calcium ion binding; actin binding
Source: RefSeq, a predicted model, not a curated record
AUGGGAAAACAGAACAGCAAACUACGUCCUGAGGUCAUGCAAGAUUUGCUAGAAAGUACAGACUUUACAGAACAUGAGAUCCAAGAGUGGUACAAAGGCUUCUUGAGAGACUGUCCAAGUGGACAUUUAUCUAUGGAGGAGUUUAAGAAAAUAUAUGGGAACUUUUUUCCUUAUGGGGACGCUUCUAAAUUUGCGGAACAUGUAUUCCGCACUUUCGAUGCUAACGGCGAUGGAACAAUAGACUUUAGAGAAUUUAUCAUAGCCUUGAGUGUAACAUCUAGAGGUAAACUGGAGCAAAAGCUGAAGUGGGCAUUCAGCAUGUAUGAUCUGGAUGGAAAUGGAUACAUCAGUAAGUCAGAAAUGCUGGAGAUAGUGCAGGCAAUCUAUAAGAUGGUUUCUUCGGUAAUGAAGAUGCCAGAAGAUGAGUCAACACCAGAGAAAAGGACAGAGAAAAUCUUCCGUCAGAUGGACACCAAUCGAGAUGGCAAACUCUCUCUGGAAGAGUUCAUCCGAGGAGCCAAGAGUGAUCCAUCCAUAGUCCGUCUCCUUCAGUGUGAUCCUAGCAGUGCAGGGCAAUUCUAA